CCAAACAUAUUAUUUGUCACUUGAAACCAAAUUUUAUUAAGAAAGUUGAAAAAAAUGGAAUCCUUAAAUUUUCACAAAAUCAAAUUAGAGAAAGCAAAUGCUAUGUUAAGGUACAAAAAGCGUCAAAACGUGACAAUAUUGUUCCGUUUCAUUGAAUUCUGCAUAUUUUUCGCCAUAAUCUCAAGAUUUUCCACUCGAUUGCCACUCAGUUUCAAGCUCUCGAUCGAUUGUUUCAAGGGACUUGGUGUUACCCUCAUUAGUCCUCGAUUCGUCUUUGUUCUUGGAAACACGAUUGUCAUCAUCCUCUUCUUGAAAUCAGGACAUUCGUCUGGUUUCACGAACAAUGUUAAAAUGGAUUUGUACGAGCAAAAAUGUUCAAUGAAUUAUGAAAAGAGCAAUAAACAGAGGAAAGUAGUAGAAAAACCUUACUGUGAACAGAGCAAAAAACAGGGGAAACAGAGCAUUCUAGUAGAAAAAUCCUACUGUGAACAGAGCAAGAAACAGGGGAAACAGAGCACUCUUGUAGAAAAAUCUUACCGUGAACAGAGCAAGAAACAGAGCAUUGCUAUUGAAGAAGCUUACUGUGAACAGAGCAAGAAACAGAGUAUUCUAAUACAGAGACAAUUAGUAGAAAAAAAACUUAAUCGUAGCCAUUCAGAGAGCUUGACCAGUUUAUGUCAUGAUGAGAAGCCUAGAAAAGAAUUGAUCCGGUCCGCUACAGUAGGAUGUUUGAAAGUUAUACGCACUAACAGUGUUAAAUCGGUGGAUGAUGGAAUGAGCAGCGAAGAAUUCAGGAACACUGUUGAAGCAUUCAUUGCAAGACAACAAAGAUUUUUAAGGGAAGAAGAGUUAUUUUCAGAUGUUGUAUCAACAUAAAUUAAGACAUCUUGAGAAAACAUCAAGAGUUUUUAUUAGUACAUUAUUAGGUCAUUAAAAAAGAAAAAAGAAGUGGAGACAACAUAUGUAAAUUCAAGAACAAGAUAAAUCUCUAAUAGCAGGAGUAACAUUUCUACUUGUAAAUGGGAAUAGUUUUGUUCCUGCACCUAUAAUAUGAUAUCUAAUAUUU
This is a messenger RNA of Solanum stenotomum, 1066 nucleotides long. RefSeq lists its product as uncharacterized. Bases 55 to 876 code for a protein of 273 amino acids. Lineage: Eukaryota; Viridiplantae; Streptophyta; Magnoliopsida; Solanales; Solanaceae. The record is from RefSeq and is a predicted model, not a curated record. The transcript has a single exon.